Messenger RNA from Dicrocoelium dendriticum, 461 nucleotides. The record is from the annotation of a GenBank genome assembly. Lineage: Eukaryota; Metazoa; Platyhelminthes; Trematoda; Plagiorchiida; Dicrocoeliidae.
GCAUUGUACAUUGAAUGUCUGGUCCGACGUCCCCGUCGACAUCUGUGGUGUCUGGAAAACCGACGGGCCUAUUCGGUAGUAGACUUUCCGAAUCAUCAGACACACCGACACUCUUGAGUCCUGUGUCCACAUCUGCCGAGAGCCGCCAGCAACUCCGUGCUGCACUUGAAGCCAUAUCGGAUUACAUUGGAUGUUCUAUGGACAGUAUUGUUUCGGAAUGUGGGCUUCUUCGGAAGCUAAACGAACGCUCAACCGAACAUUACUCCCAACUCGUCAACCUGGCAGAUGAUAUAUCUCACAGACUGAAGGAAACCAACGACCGCUAUAUUGCCCUCGAACCAUCGCUGCGCAAAAUCGAUCAGUUCGAUGCUCGCAUAAAGUCACUCGAAGAGGCCGCAACUGCGAUAGACCAAUACAUCGGUCAACUUGAAAAACAAUUUCACAAUCUGGAGAAGAUUUGA